AUGGACGGCCGAUCACUUUCACUGGCGGAGACACUCGUUACGGCUCCUUAUAUCCGCGCUGGUGCGGAGGCCUUACAUGCCACUCGUAAUGUUGUUCACUCUAUUUUAGCCCAACGCCGCUGCCCAGAACGCGGAAUGGGUGAUAUUGCCAUUGAGUUGCUGCUGCACGAACUUGCCAUGAUGGAUACAAAUAACUUCGCUGCUCACAUCGGCGCUGGCGAGCGUGAAGGCCGUGUGGCUGCGGCGCUGGUAGCGAGACGGCAUUAUGGAUUCUCACACGGAAUAGGCAGAUCGGGUGAUGUCACGCGUGAUCAGCCAAAGGCGGCGGGGUCAAGUUUAUUAUACCAAAUAACAAAUCACAUGAUAUUAGAUUUGCUGCGGCUCGCAGGUACUCCAUCGUUAGAACAGGCAGUAGUGGUGCCCAUGGCAACAGGAAUGACACUCGCACUAUUACUGCGUAGUAUUGCACAGCACAGACAAGCGACUGUACAGAGAGGAGUACCAAAUAGACGUUCUUCUCGCCUAGAGGAAGAGUCUACGGAUAUGGAUAAUAUGGAAGAGGAAAGUAGUAGUACCUGUUGGAGUCAAAAUGGUCUUGAAAAUGGUGUGAAUGAAAAUGAUGAAGAUGGAAAUGAUGAUGAUGAUGAUGAUGAUAAGGAGGAGGAGAAAGAGGAGAUUAAGAGUAAUAAUUCGCAGGUGUUGGAGCCGCGGUAUGUUAUUUGGACACGCAUAGACCAAAAAACGGCACUGAAGUGUAUUGAGGCAGCGGGACUACUUUCAAUACCGGUAUCAUUGCGACAUGCCCCUUUACAGAAAGCUGGUCGUAACGGGAGAAAUAGAAAUAGAAACAAUCGUUCAUACAGUGAAGGAAGAAACAAUACUCGAUCUCUUCACCCUUAUUUUCUUCAAUCACAUGUGGAUGAUAUUGCCGCGGCUAUUGGUCGAAUUGGUGGACCCCGUUCUGUUAUUUGUGUGUUAACCACCACCAGUUGUUUUGCCCCGCGUCUUCCAGAUGAUGUGGUGGCGAUUGCUCGACUUUGUAAAGUACUCGAUGUUCCUCACGUUGUGAACAACGCCUACGGUGUACAGAGUCGAGGAAUUAUGCAGAGAAUAGAUGCCGCGAUAAGACUUGGCCGUGUAGAUGCAAUCGUGCAGUCCGGUGAUAAAAACUUUUUGGUUCCUGUUGGUGGUGCUGUCCUUAGCGGUAAGAAAGAAGUGGUGGCACGUGCAGCGGCUCUUUACGCUGGUCGUGCGAGUGCGUCCCCGGUUGUGGAUAUCUUUAUUACCGCAUUAAGUCUUGGUCGAAGCGGAUUUCAACAAAUGUGGAAAAGACGUUAUCAACUUCGGGAGGUGUUGGGAGCGGCAUUGCAGAAGUUUGCCCACGCGAGAGGGGAGGUACUCCUCACGGAAGAAAUGGGGGAUACAUGUAAUAUCAAUAAGGUUGCUAAUGCUACUACUACUAAUAGUACUAUUGCUGCUACUAAUAAUAGUACUAUUGCUGCUGCUGCUACUACAACAACAACUACUACUACUACUAAUAGUAUUCUUAUUAAUACUAUAACGACAGAUACAACUCCGGUAACAACAGUAUUGCCUCGUAAUGAUAUUAGUUUCGCUAUUACAAUGCGUACGGUGGGAGGUGUGGAGGCGGCAAAAGAAAUUGGUGCACGUCUCUUUCGCAGUGCCGUAACUGGACCAAGAGUUGUAGUGCCAGAUCCUUUCGAGACGCGUUUGUGUGGACAUGUAUUCAGAAAUUACGGUAUGCACACAGAUGAGACACCACCAUGUGCAAUGCUUGUUAUGGCAUGUGGAGUUGGAAUGACAGAAGAGGAUGUGAAUGGCAUUAUGGAGAAAUUGGAGAAGGUGUGGCCUGUGAAUGGGAAAACAAUAACAACAACAGCAACAACACCAAUAACAACAGUAACUGCAGCAACAACACCGAUAACAUCAGCAGCAACAGUAAGAGCAGCAUCAGCAAGAGAAGGAUUGGUGAAGAAGAAAAAAAGUAAGUCAGGAAGACGUUCACAAUAA
Molecule: messenger RNA, 2031 nt
Organism: Trypanosoma theileri
Lineage: Eukaryota; Euglenozoa; Kinetoplastea; Trypanosomatida; Trypanosomatidae
Exons: 1
Coding region: 1-2031 (676 amino acids)
Biological process (GO): selenocysteine incorporation; conversion of seryl-tRNAsec to selenocys-tRNAsec
Molecular function (GO): O-phosphoseryl-tRNA(Sec) selenium transferase activity; tRNA binding
Source: RefSeq, a predicted model, not a curated record